Molecule: messenger RNA, 3291 nt
Organism: Linum trigynum
Lineage: Eukaryota; Viridiplantae; Streptophyta; Magnoliopsida; Malpighiales; Linaceae
Source: the annotation of a GenBank genome assembly
CCAAAAGCGCGUUGUGCACGGCCGUGCAGCACCCUCGAUGAAAUGCCUGUUUUCCAUGCCAUGUUGUGGCCACCGGUUGGGGCCCUUAAUGAUGUAGUUUGUGGGUGUAUUUGCUAUGGAUGUGAACCUUGAGUUGCCUACUUUCUUGUGAAUGUGCACCCCCACCCAGAUUAUGCUUGAUUUAUCGAGUUUUUGACCCCCGAACUAUGGAUGAAACCAUGGUUCGGCUGCUUUCUGUUCUUAAGUGUGGGGGUGGGCUUGACCUUUUCUUUGGCUCUUUUGGUUCCACCUUGGGUUGUUGUUUUGCAGGGCAAUGGUACAACCUAACUUCCAGCACCCGUUCAUCCGGGAUCUCAGGAGGGGCUCCACCGGAGAGCGCUUCAAGAAAGUCGUGGAAACCCCGUUUGGCGCCCACCAUUGCUGGUCCAAACGGGAGUUUCGGGAACUGCACUGCUACGAGCAGAUUUCCGCCGUGGUCGCCAACACUGCAUGGCGCCGUCUGUUCCAGAUCUGCGAGACGGUCUACUACGAGCCGGUGUGGGAGUUCUACACCACUUUCAAGCACAACUCCACGACCAGAUACCAUGACAGUACAGCCGUCCAAUUCAGGCUGGGUGGUGUCCCCCGGUCCUUGAGCUAUCACGAGCUGGCUGAGGCUCUCGACCUCGACCUCGACGACAGUCGGGACUACGUCACCGAGGUUACUGAGCCACCGGAGGUGGACUUCAAGAGGCUGUACACCAGCCUGGCUCAGCCUGGCCAGACGCGUCCUUUCAAGUCUGGAAGGACGAAGGCAGCUACCCUGCAGAUCGAGUACCGACUUCUCCACCACCUGCUGGCGAAGUCUUACACUCCUGCAUAUGACAGUGCCGGCCACAUCACGAAGAGGCCCCUGUACUUCCUCGAUUCGAUCCGCCAGCGCCGCCAUCCUCUCCACCUGGGUUCGGUGGUGGCCAAGACAUUCGAGAAGACGGCCACAGAGCUGAAGAGCCUCCACUGCGCCCCCCUCAUCACCCGCCUGGUUACCUUCUUCGGCCUCUCACUGCAGGGGUGCACCAAGGAGGGGGAGACCCCCAUCUUUGGCAGCGCGACAAUCAAGAAGAUGCUGCUGUUGCGGGAGAGGAACGGUGUUCAGUGGGUCGAGGGAUUUCCGGAGCCCCCUAUCCCCGCGGAGCCCGAGGAGGAGGCUGACGAGGAGGCUGACGAGGAGGUGGACCCCGAGGAGGUGGAUGCUGCUGCUGAUGCUCCCCCACAGACUGACUUCCAUUUUGGGGGUAGCAGCUCCACUUUCCAGGGCCAGGACUACUUCACCCAGCAGUUCGAGCAGCUGAGGAUCCAGAACCAGCUGCUCCUUGACCAGCAGAUGCAGUUCCCGCAGCAGUACGCGGCAGAUCAGGCCGAGUACCGGCACAGGCUGGACACGAUCCAGGCUCAGCAGGGCGUGACUCUCGCCCAUAUCGAGCGGGAGAAGCGCCGCUCCCGGCGCAUGCAGGAGGUUCAGCAGCACCUGCUUCAGCUGGUUCCGGGCGAGCCACCUGUCUGGAGGACUCCCUGGGAUGACUCCCCUCCACAUGACGGUGCGGCUGGCGCUGCUGAUGAUGAUGCGUUCAUGAACGACAUCGAUCUCGACGAUCUUGGCGACGAGUAGGCUGUCCUCGUUGCCCGUCUCAUUUUGUUUGUUUUUGUUUGUUUUUUUUUUUUUUUAGACUUUUGAGUGUUUGCUCCAUGUGUGCGGAGCUUGAACUUUUUGUCGUUUGUUUUUUGUUUUUGGUUUUUCCUUUGUGGUUUGAUGUAGCCGUCUGGGCUAACACUUAUCCCUAACGCCAGUGUGCUAGUGUUUCUGAUGUUCGAUUUGUGCAGUAUUGACCACUUCCCCGUUCGCUUCUCGCUGACUGGUCCACUUCCAGUCCCCCAGCAGUGUUCUUACCCGGUAACAUCGUUCCCCUUAUCUUUCCCUCUGCUCCAUUGAGGGCAAUGUCGUGCUUAAGUGUGGGGGGAUGUUUUGUAUCGGUUGGAAUAUUUUUGAUGGUGCUUGGAGCCUAGUCCACUGUCCGAAUCUUACGAUUUGAGGGCUCCAAGUACUGCUGUUUGAUCAUAUUGGCACUGUGUUUUGAUGGAUGAAUUGAUUGGUUUUCGGAUUAAUGCAUGACAACCUGUUUGCGACUAGGACAACCUAUGAUGAGGACUGAGAUGUGCAGUAGAACGAUAUAGAGGUUCAGUUUUUCAACUGUUUGCUUGCCAACUGUGACUUGAUCUGACUUGAUCUGAUUACUUGUUCUUGACAGUCGUUUAUGCAUCUAGUUCAGGGUAUCAGAAUGUGAGAUAGAGCAUAUAGGUAGCCAUGUGAGAUUUGAGCCUGCUCGUUUCUUUCUUGUGCGAUAGAUCCCUCUUCCAUGAUGUGUAGCAUUCACGUUGUCACUAGCUGAGAUGAUGGGGGCAUAGGAUUAGCCCACGCCCAAAACUGACUGUCCUGAUGUGUCAUAUCCCCUAGUCAGCCCCUUUGAGCCGUGUGUUAUCCUUUCUUUUGGUCUAUAAUGAAAAAAAUCACCCUUGUUGCAUCUUUUAGAAGGUUCCACAGAGUGGUUUUUACAUAUUCUCUGCUGUUUCUGCUUAAGUCUAUGUGAGUGUUGGAGGUAGUGCUUAAAAGCUGGGCAGGUGUUUGAAAUUUAUGCAGAAGUGGUGGCUCUCUUAAGAAAUGAAAAGAAAAAUAAAAGAAAAACAAAGAAAAAAUUGAAAGCAAAAGAGAGCCACUGCCAAAAAUCUGAGUACUGCCCAGUAAGUAGUGUUUCUUAGCAGUCUGGCUGGGAAAUGCUGAUGUUUAUGCCUCCUUCGCUCUUGUGCUCUUAAGACAUUGAGUAAUGCAGGAUAGCAGAAAGAAAAUACCGGGUUGUUGACUGUGUUUGUGUGUUUGGGAAAUGUGGAACCUUUUGCUAUGAAUACUUCCACCACCUAAAAGGCCUUUUCCCCAUGUCCAAGACCCUAGCCAGUCAUUUGAACAUGUGUCUAAGACCUCCUGAUUAGUUAGUGGUGACACCCCAUAUGUGAACUCUAGCAUUUAGAGGCUGCCAUCAUGGUGAAGAGAUGAUAGGUAUUGAGAGAAAUGACAUGCGCAUCUUUCGCAUCAAAUUGUCCUGACCCCACUGGUCGAGAGUGAGUGAUUCAUUUUCAUUUUCUAUAUGCUCUUGUACCCCGGUGAGGACCUAGAUUGCUCGGUCUCUAUUCUGAUGUCUUGAGUUGGAUGCAUGAGUUGACUGUUUUGAGUGAGUGGUUGAAUCAAGUCUAAGUUGGCCA